Molecule: messenger RNA, 1286 nt
Organism: Alosa sapidissima (American shad)
Lineage: Eukaryota; Metazoa; Chordata; Actinopteri; Clupeiformes; Clupeidae
Product: nuclear receptor coactivator 7-like
Exons: 6
Coding region: 118-816 (232 amino acids)
Biological process (GO): regulation of transcription by RNA polymerase II; response to oxidative stress
Cellular component (GO): nucleus
Source: RefSeq, a predicted model, not a curated record
ACAAGCAUCUAGCCGUGUAUAUAAAGGAGCCACAGUGAGUCUUCAGACACAGUAGCUAUCCACAAAGCUGCAUACUAAGCAGCCUUUUUAUUUAAAAUUUAUCAAGAUAGUUUUGCCAUGGCACCAAAAGUAGACAAUUGGUCUGUUAUUUACUUUGCAAAGAAUGGUGAAGAACCCUUUGUGAUGGUGAUUUUUUCUGAAGAAAAAUUCUACCAGAAGAAGCAUGAGCAGAUCAUCACUGCUGAAGAUCAGAAGUGCAGGCAAAGCUUAUGUAGCUUGGAGGAUGAAGAGCCUGAAGAUCUGCUGCCAGAGCUGAGAGACCCCAGCGAAAUACUAAGGGAUCAACACCUUGAAAGACUGGUUGCCCACCUACCUGCUCAAACUCAAGGCUAUCCAUGGCGACUGGUGUACAGUACAGCUGUGCAUGGCAUCAGCCUCAGAACUCUCUACAGCAACAUGGCGAGCGUAGACAGGCCUGUGCUCUUGGUCAUCAAGGACAUGGAAAAUCAGGUGUUUGGUGCUUUCUCCUCCCAUCCAUUCCGAGUGAGUAACAGCUGCUAUGGAACAGGAGAGACCUUCCUCUACACCUUCAGUCCAGAGUUUAAGAUGUUCAGCUGGACUGGGGAAAACUCCUACUUUGUGAAGGGCUUCAGAGAUUCUCUACAGUUAGGGGGAGGCGGGGGUCCCUUUGGACUCUGGCUGGAUGAUGACCUGAAUCAUGGCUCCAGUUUUUCUUGCAGCACAUUUAACAACCAGCCUCUCUCUGGCCACCAUGACUUUGCUGUGCAGGAGCUUGAGGUAUGGACGUUUGAGUGAGAACAGAGAUGGCCAUGGAAUAAUGUGAUCUUAAUCACAUGCAAUUUAAAAUCAUAAAUACCAAGGAGCUGGUGCUGAAUCUUCGGAAGAAGAGCUGGUGCUGAAUCUGGGUAGCAUCAAGGGAACACAGUCACCAGUGAUGGCCAGUAGCCCAAAUGGUUUGAAUACACUGAGGAUUUGUACUAGAAAGGUCAGAGCUGCCUGUUUUUCUUCUCAGGACACUCAGAUCUGAAAGUGUCUGAAGAACUAUGCAGAUGUUCUAUCUGUGGUGGACAGUGCCAUGUUGUUGUGUACUGGAAUGCUGGAAUGUGGACAAUGCUGCUCACUCUCUGUAAUUAAAUGUAUUGCCAUUAAAGCUGCAGUUGGCAAGUCUGACAGAUUGAGGGGAUUUGUAAAGUUUACAACUCUCAUGCCCCUCCCCCACUACCACCGAGCACCCUCUCAUCGAAUUUGUGCUCGUCAGUGCGCAC